Molecule: messenger RNA, 303 nt
Organism: Sphenostylis stenocarpa
Lineage: Eukaryota; Viridiplantae; Streptophyta; Magnoliopsida; Fabales; Fabaceae
Source: the annotation of a GenBank genome assembly
AUGAGUGGUAUGCAGGUUGAGGCAAUGGUGCAGUGUCUGUAUUCUCCGUUUGUUUAUGCUGAGGAAUUUGUUCGAUGCACGUGCAGGAGAGGUGAUGAUGUGCCCUUGAAUGCCACCCAAUCCAGUAAGAAAGUGCGAAUCGAAUUCCAAUUUCUAUGUUCCAAAACAAGCAUUCUCCGCAGACGCAACGAAGAUUUAUUCUAUUUCUCGAUCACGUUAAAAGUUGGUCUUAUCGCAAUGUCAAUUGUCAAAUGUCAAAUUUCAAAUCGCAAUGUUACGUCCACUUGCGUUCCUCUAGACUGA